GUAAAUUCAAUUAGCUAAGCCAUUAUGAUAUCUGCAAUAGCAACUCAAUCCACCAAAGCUACAGAAAUAAAAAUUCGUCUAAAAUUUUUUUUUAAAAAGAAAAAAAUCUAGAAAUUCUCAGACAAAUAAACGUUUUUUGGGUUUGCAGCUGGAAUUCUUGUAACGUGUUCAUUUCUGGGUUGCAAUUCUAGAGGUGAAAAAAGAGACAUUAUUAUAAACUGUUUAUGCAAGCUUCUAAGCUAACAACAUGUCUCAAACCAACUGGGAAGCUGAUAAAAUGUUAGAUGUGUAUAUCCAUGAUUAUCUAGUAAAGAGAGAUUUGAAGGCUUCUGCUCAGGCUUUUCAAGCUGAGGGAAAAGUGUCAUCUGAUCCUGUAGCUAUUGAUGCUCCUGGAGGCUUUCUCUUUGAAUGGUGGUCAGUUUUCUGGGAUAUAUUUAUUGCUAGGACUAAUGAGAAGCAUUCAGAGGUUGCUGCAUCUUAUAUUGAGACUCAGUUGAUUAAAGUACGGGAACAGCAGCAGCAACAACAGCAGCAGCAAGCUCAACCGCCACAGCAUCAACAACAGCAACAGCAGCAACAACAGCAACUGCAGAUGCAACAGCUUCUAUUGCAGAGGCAUGCUCAGCAACAGCAGCAGCAGCAGCAGCAGCAGCAGCAGCAACAGCAACAGCAACAACAGCAACAGCAACAGCAGCAGCAGCAGCAGCAGCAACAACAACAACAGCAGCAGCAACAACAGCCUCCCCAGCAACAGCAACAGCAGCGAAGGGAUGGUGCACACCUCUUAAAUGGUAAUACAAAUGGGCUUGUGGGAAAUGAUCCUCUUUUGCGCCAAAAUCCUGGAACUGCCAAUGCUUUGGCAACAAAGAUGUAUGAGGAAAGAUUAAAACUGCCUAUUCAGAGGGAUUCUUUGGAUGAUGCAGCAAUGAAGCAAAGAUUUGGUGAGAAUGUAGGCCAGCUUUUGGAUCCCAAUCAUGCCUCAAUAUUGAAGUCUGCGGCAACUGGCCAGCCUUCAGGGCAAGUGUUGCAUGGCACAGCAGGUGGAAUGUCCCCACAGGUUCAGGCCCGAAAUCAACAAAUUCCAGGGUCUACACUGGACAUAAAGAGUGAGAUCAAUCCAGUGCUAAAUCCCAGAGCUGCUGGUCCAGAGGCAUCAUUAAUAGGAUCAAAUCAAGGCUGUAGCAAUUUGACUUUAAAAGGGUGGCCACUCACUGGACUGGAUCAGCUUCGCUCUGGGUUUCUUCAACAACAAAAACCUUUCAUACAGGCUCCUCAGCCCUUUCAUCAACUUCAGAUGUUGACACCUCAACACCAGCAACAGCUUAUGCUCGCACAGCAAAAUUUAACAUCACCAUCUGGUAGUGAUGACGCUAGAAGAUUGAGAAUGAUUUGGAAUAACCGGAAUAUGGGGCUCGGGAAGGAUGGGCUUACAAAUCCUGUUGGUGAUAUGGUUCCAAAUGUUGGGUCUCCUUUACAAGCUGGUGGCUCUCUCUUGCCUCGUGGAGAUACAGAUAUGCUGAUGAAGUUAAAAUUGGCUCAAAUACAGCAGCAGCAGCAGCAGCAGCAACAGCAACAGCAACAGCAACAGAACAGUAAUCCACAGCAGCAACAGCAGCUUCAGCAACAUGCACUUUCCAAUCAGCAGUCACAGAGUUCAAACCACAACCUUCAUCAACAAGAUAAGAUGGGAGGUGCUGGUAGUGUCACAGUAGAUGGAAGCAUGUCCAACUCAUUUCGAGGAAAUGAUCAGGUUUCAAAAAACCAGACAGGGAGAAAGAGAAAACAGCCAGUAUCAUCUUCAGGUCCUGCCAAUAGCUCUGGCACGGCAAAUACUGCAGGACCCUCCCCAAGUUCAGCUCCGUCAACACCUUCAACUCACACCCCUGGAGAUGUGAUCUCGAUGCCAUCUUUGCCACAUAGUGGUAGUUCUUCUAAGCCUCUAGUGAUGUUCGGAGCUGAUGGCACAGGAACUCUUACAUCUCCAGCGAAUCAGUUGUGGGAUGAUAAGGAUCUUGAAUUGCAGGCUGAUAUGGAUCGCUUCGUGGAGGAUGGAUCUCUUGAGGAUAAUGUUGAUUCUUUUUUAUCCCAUGAUGACACUGAUCCUAGGGAUACGGUUCCUCGUAUGGAUGUCAGCAAAGGGUUUACAUUUACUGAAGUAAAUUCUGUUAGAGCGAGUGGAAGCAAAGUAAUCUGUUGCCACUUCUCAUCGGAUGGAAAAUUGCUUGCUAGUGGUGGCCAUGAUAAAAAGGCUGUAUUAUGGUACACAGAAAAUUUAAAGCCCAAGACCACCCUUGAAGAACAUUCUUCAUUGAUUACAGAUGUCCGUUUUAGUCCAGGCAUGCCACGCCUCGCUACAUCUUCAUUUGAUAAAACUGUCAGGGUUUGGGAUGCUGACAAUCCUAGUUACUCGUUACGCACUUUUACGGGACAUUCAGCCUCUGUCAUGUCACUAGACUUCCACCCUAGUAAGGAUGAUCUUAUAUGCUCUUGUGAUGGGGAUGGUGAAAUACGUUACUGGAGUAUUAACAAUGGUAGUUGUUCAAGAGUAUUCAAGGGUGGUACGGCUCAAAUGAGAUUUCAGCCCCGUAUGGGGAGGUAUCUUGCUGCAGCUGCUGAGAAUGUUGUAUCUAUACUGGAUGUUGAGACACAAGUUUGUCGGCAUUCAUUACAGGGACAUACUAAGCCAAUACACUCUGUGUGCUGGGAUCCUUCUGGUGAGUAUCUAGCAUCUGUCAGUGAGGAUUCUGUCAGAGUGUGGAGACUUGGAUCAGGGAGUGAGGGGGAAUGUGUUCAUGACUUGAGCUGUAAUGGCAACAAAUUCCAUUCCUGUGUUUUCCAUCCUACAUACCCAUCAUUACUAGUGAUUGGCUGUUACCAGUCUUUGGAGCUUUGGAAUAUGACUGAGAACAAGACUAUGACUCUGUCGGCUCAUGAAGGAUUAAUUGCUGCCUUGGCUGUAUCGCCUGUGACAGGGUUGGUUGCCUCUGCUAGCCAUGAUAAAUUUGUCAAGCUGUGGAAGUAAUAUUUUCGAUCAUUGUUAUUUAAAUGCUUUUAGUUUGUCUAUUUUGUUCACUUGAUCUUCUGGCCUAUUUUGUGUUUUUAUUCAAUCUCAGGUCCUUAUAACCCCAGAAACUAACCUUUUCUUCUGUUGUUGUUGUCGUUUGUAUUACCUUUGACAUGAUACUACUGUUAACUUAGAGAUCACUGUUCAAGCUUCUUGGACAGUUCGUAAUGCCUCUUGUAUUCUAUUGAGAAGUAUAUACUUUUCAUCCAUAGCUUACCUGUUUUACCAUCUUUAA
Jatropha curcas is the source of this 3299-nucleotide messenger RNA. It is a transcript of the gene LUG, whose product is annotated as transcriptional corepressor LEUNIG. The record is from RefSeq and is a predicted model, not a curated record. Gene Ontology annotation, cellular component: nucleus. Gene Ontology annotation, molecular function: protein binding. NCBI's taxonomy places the organism in Eukaryota, Viridiplantae, Streptophyta, Magnoliopsida, Malpighiales, Euphorbiaceae.